Fusarium redolens is the source of this 1303-nucleotide messenger RNA. Its product is annotated as tubby C-terminal-like domain-containing protein. The record is from RefSeq and is a predicted model, not a curated record. Bases 375 to 965 code for a protein of 196 amino acids. Lineage: Eukaryota; Fungi; Ascomycota; Sordariomycetes; Hypocreales; Nectriaceae. The transcript is spliced from 2 exons.
UAUAGAUUGAAGAUGCAUGCAAAGGUCUAAUCAGCCUUAUGGGCACCCUUCACUGCCACAUUCAUUCAUCUGAGGCGCUAUUCGCCAGAUUAUGCCUUGCUCCAGGACAGUUCCCUUUAGCGGUGAUCAGCCCUUGGCAAGCGCAAGGCAAGGUGCUACCACCAUUGAUUGUAGCGCCUUCAUCUCUGUCUCAGCUCAAGGCACUUCCAUGUGACAUUUGUCGCUGGUACAACUUUUAUAAAUACCCUUUGCCUUUGGCGAUCCUUCAAUGAAACACCCAACUUAUCUCUGCGUCAUACCACUCUCCAUCUUUCCCUCCUUUUGACUAUAACUUAACAUCAUCUCGAUCCAUCAACGUUAUCUCAACAGCAACAAUGACACUCCCUCAGCUUCAAACCGCGCCGCAUCAGGUCGGCAUCUUCCCGAGCUUCAUCGCCAAUCAGACUGAGACUCUUGUCCUCAGAGAAAAGGUUAUGUCUCUCAGUGGCGAUAACUUCGAUAUUAAGCUUGCCAAUGGCCAACCUAUCCUUAAGGUGGAGGGUAAGGUGAUGAGCAUCUCUGGGCGCAAGAAGGUCUACGACAUGAACGGCAACCAUAUCUUUUCCAUCGUCAAAGAGCACUUUCAUAUCCACACCACGUAUGUUGUGGAAGAUCCUCGAGGUCUUAAACUCAUGGAAGUAAAGAGCAGCUUCCAGCUCCUCGGUUCCAAGGCUACAGCCACAUUCAAGUCGAUUGAUGGCACAGCAGAGGUUCUCGAGAUGAAGGGUAGUUGGUUCGACUAUGCCGCCGACAUCUUUGACAAGUCCACAAACACCGUGGUCGCACGUAUCGAUCGCAAACUUCUCAGCGGUCGCGAUGUGCUAUUUGGCCAACAGACAUAUGCUCUCAUAGUUGCGCCCGGUGUCGAUAUGGCUCUCAUGGCAGCAUUGUGCAUCUGCAUGGACGAGAAGAACAACGAGAAGUAAGCCCUUGUUCCCUCAUCAUGACGGAAAGGGCUGUAUAGAAGGGCUCGAUGAAGGAUGUUUGUGAUACCCGGAGGACUGCACGAUGGAUCGAAUGAGUAAUGCUCGGGAUUGGAUGAGACCUGUUUUGAGAAUCAGCAUUACUAGGCUUCAAGGUUUAUAUCCUAUGAUUGAGAAAUGAGACUGAACGAUUGUUUUUGAUGGCCAUACUCAAAUGCUCAACAUGGUGACAGAACUUGAGUCAACAUGUGCCUGAUCAUCUACAAGAGGACUUGAGAUGGAGAGACUUAUCAAGAGCAAGCAAAGAUUGCUAUUAUUCCGUUAACGAAUCAAGUCUAACU